Molossus molossus (Pallas's mastiff bat) is the source of this 2271-nucleotide messenger RNA. RefSeq names its product ADAM metallopeptidase domain 30 (gene ADAM30). The transcript has a single exon. Gene Ontology annotation, cellular component: external side of plasma membrane; sperm head plasma membrane; plasma membrane. The record is from RefSeq and is a predicted model, not a curated record. Bases 1 to 2271 code for a protein of 756 amino acids. NCBI's taxonomy places the organism in Eukaryota, Metazoa, Chordata, Mammalia, Chiroptera, Molossidae. Gene Ontology annotation, biological process: male gonad development; proteolysis. Gene Ontology annotation, molecular function: metalloendopeptidase activity.
AUGAGGUCAGUGUCGACCUUACUUUCCCAAGGCCAUUUGCUCCCAGCGCUGGUCUUGGCGGUGCUCCUCGUUGACUCCCUCGGUGAGGAUUUACUUUUCCACCCGGAGUGGGGGUUUGACUCGUAUGAAAUCACCAUCCCCAAGAAGCUGAGCUCCAGGGGAGGGCAGCAGGUUGGGACCAAACACAUGUCCUACCUCCUGCAGUUAAAAGGCAAGAAGCAUGUCCUCCACCUGUGGCCCAAGAGGUUUCUGUUGCCCCGGCAUCUGCCGGUUUUCUCCUACACAGAACAGGGGGAACUCCUGGAAGAUUACCCUUAUAUACCCAGGGACUGCAACUAUGUGGGCUUGGUUGAAGGAGCUGAGGAUUCUGUGGCUACUUUCAGUACAUGCACAGGGGCUCUCCGAGGCAUAUUGACAAUUGAUGACAAACAUUACCAAAUGGAGCCCCUCAAGACCUCUUCCAGUUUUGAACAUAUCAUAUAUUUUCUGAAGAACGAGGAGGAAUUUCGGGAUCAUAUCUGUGGCUCAACAAAUGAUAUGCCACAGCAUACGGCAAUAGCCCAGCUAUCGCCUAAGAAUAUGGCUAGGAAGAGUGACGUUACUGGACCCUCUGUAGGCCAAAAAUACUUCGAAUUAGGCCUGCUCUUUGACCAUGACAGAUUUUUGUUUUCUAAUUCCAAUCUUACUGAUGUCACAGAUGAUGCCAUUCUUCUGACUUCAAUUAUGGACACUUACUUUCAGGAAAUCCGUACAAGAAUACACCUGAGUGCCCUUGAAGUAUGGACAGAUAGAAACAAAAUAGAUCUUACUAAUCCAACUUUACAGAAAACUUUAGGCCAAUUUUUGUUAUACCAAAGAAAUGUACUUAGUUCUAAGCUUACAGUAGAUUGGGCACAACUAUACAUUAAAAGACAUUAUAUCGAUGCUCUUGCAUGGUCCUGGGGAAAAGUGUGUACUGAGAGAUAUGCUGGAUCUGUAAGUGUUUUUCCAGAUAAAAAUAUCCUUGGACCUGCCACUUGGGGUGCUCAUAAUCUGGGUCAUAGUUUGGGAAUGGCCCAUGAUGACGAAUACUGCAGAUGUAAGGGUAGGCGUACUUGCAUUAUGGGCACUGGACGAACCGGAUUUAGUAAUUGUAGUAUUAUCCACUUUUUUAACCACGUACACAGAGAAGCAAGUUGUCUAAAUAAUAUCCCAGGACAAGAUUAUGUGAUUAAGAGAUGUGGAAACAAAAUUGUGGAAGACUAUGAAGAAUGUGACUGUGGUUCAUUGGAGGACUGUGAAGAAGACCAUUGUUGUGAGCCAGGCUGUAGACUCAGACAAGGUGCCAACUGUAGCACUGGACUCUGCUGUUAUAACUGUCACUUUCGUCCGUCUGGGUAUGUGUGUCGGAAGGAAGAAAAUGAAUGUGACCUUGCAGAGUACUGCGAUGGUGCUUCAGCUUUGUGUCCAAAUGACACGUAUAAGCAGGAUGGAACCCCGUGCAAGUAUGAAGCUCGUUGCUUCAGGAAGGGGUGUCGGUCCGCAUACAUGCAGUGCCAAAGCAUUUUUGGGCCUGAUGCCAGGGAGGCUCCUAAUGAGUGCUAUGAAGCGGUUAAUUUAGUAGGCGAUCAACAUGGGAACUGUGGUAUUGUGGGAGCUAGUGACUAUGUAAAGUGUACCAAGACAAAUGCGAUAUGUGGCAGGAUACUGUGUAUAAAUGUCAACACCCUCCCUAGCUUGCCAGAUCAUACUAGUAUCACUUCCACUCAUCUGGGGGAUGAAAAUCUCCUGUGCUGGGGCUUAAGCUAUCGUCUGUCCUUGGUUCCCAUGGGAAUUCCUGACCUAGGUGUGGUAAACGAUGGUACCGCCUGUGAUAAGGAUCGGGUAUGUGUGAACACAACUUGUUUGAGUAAUUCAGUCCUGGAUUUUGACUGUUUGCCUGGGAAGUGCAACAACAGGGGCUUUUGCAACAAUAACAAAAACUGCCACUGCAUGUAUGGCUGGACACCUCCGUUCUGUGAGGACGAGGGGUACGGAGGAAGUAUCGACAGCGGGCCCCCGGGACUGCUGAAAAUGGAGGUGCCCGCCUCAGUUCAGGUCGUGACCCUCAUGGUAACGCGCCUUACUUUACUAUUCAUCUCGGUGGUUAUCGUGUUUUUCAGUGGGUAUAUAGGAAGUUAUUUUAAACCCAAAGAAAAGGAAACACCACCAGCUGACACUGAAGAUGCAAAACCCAAGGCAAAAAAAGUAAGAAUAGAUCAACCCUCGAUCAGGAAAUCCACAAGCUUUUGA